Molecule: messenger RNA, 1326 nt
Organism: Cryphonectria parasitica EP155
Lineage: Eukaryota; Fungi; Ascomycota; Sordariomycetes; Diaporthales; Cryphonectriaceae
Product: heme peroxidase
Exons: 8
Coding region: 1-1326 (441 amino acids)
Biological process (GO): response to oxidative stress
Molecular function (GO): peroxidase activity; heme binding
Source: RefSeq, a predicted model, not a curated record
AUGGCAAGCUGGUUCAAGCCCCCAUCUUCCACACUGGCGGCCCUGGAGAGCAUCCGUGACACUACGCCUGGCAUUUUCGCUCGGCUGAGUCACUAUUUUGAUCGCAGAGCCAUUGCCCAGCGUGAGGAUGACGAGAAGUUCCAGGCGGGAGAGCCGUAUGGCGAUCCUCAGGUGGUUUCCACGAGCCUAGCAGAGAACCUUCGCGCGGUUGGUCUCAAGGCCCAUCCUAAAGACCUCCAGACCAUGAUAGAGAGGUUCAGGCACAGAGGAAAACCCGUCAACGACCGACAGAUGGAGAUGGAGAAGAUGAUCGCCAUCACAUCUUCGUUGCCGCGCCACUCAACGACGCGCAAGAAGUUGACUGGUUACCUGGGGAAUAAUUUCCAGUAUCGAACAGCAGAUGGGAGCUACAACAAUCCUCUUGUGCCAGACUUAGGAAGAGCCGGAAGCCACUAUGCCAGAACAGUGCCAAAGAUCAAGUCGAUCCACGGGGUGCCUCCAGAUCCUGGGCUCCUCUUUGAUCUACUUAUGGCCCGGACGGACACCUCGUUUAAAGAGAAUCCUGCUGGCAUUUCAUCUGUUCUCUUCUAUCAUGCUUCUAUCAUCAUACACGACGUAUUUCGGUCGAACAGGUUCGACAGUGACAUCUCCGACACAUCUUCCUACCUUGACCUGGCACCCUUAUAUGGAUCAAGCCGUGAGGACCAAUUGAGGGUCCGAACGAUGGAGUGUGGUCUACUGAAGCCUGACACGUUCCACGAGCGUAGGCUCCUAGGCCAGCCACCCGGCAUCAACGUCAUUCUUAUCAUGUAUAACCGCUUCCACAACUACGUGGCAGACAUUUUGCUCAAGAUCAACGAAGGGAAUCGCUUUAGCCUGCCUCCAACAAGAACAGAGGAAGAGCGGAUAGAAGCGCUAGCAAAACAAGAUGAGAACCUCUUCCAGACUGCGAGGCUGAUCGUCGGCGGUCUUUACAUCAACAUCUGCCUCCAUGACUAUCUCCGAGGGCUCACAAAUACCCUCCACUCAACAAGCGAUUGGACCCUCGACCCACGCGUUGCCGUGAACAGACAUUUUGAUGCUGAAGGAGUUCCUCGGGGCGUGGGAAAUCAAGUCUCGGCCGAGUUCAACCUGCUCUACCGAUUUCACUCCACAAUUUCUAAGCGAGACGAGCGGUGGCUGAACGAAUUCCUACGGAGCCUAUUCCCUGAGACGGACAAGCCUCUGGACCAGCUCGCACCCAACGAUAACCCUAGCCCUAGCCCUAGCCCUAGCUCUAGCCCUAGGCGGAAGCUCAGCCUAUCUCACGAUUUCCAGGGAUUUUAA